AUGACUGAAGAUAUCAGUAAAAAGAGAAGAAGUCGUGGUGCUUAUGUUGGUGUUUUUAAGAAAAUUGUUAAUGAAACUGUGAAACCUAUUUAUGAAAGGUUUGCUUUGAAAGAUCAUGGUGCGGUACUCUUAUCCAGUUAUGAUUUACUGGAAGCUAAAUUAUUGAACUAUGCUGCGAAAGAGUUAACAACAUUGAAAAAGUUUCUUGACAAGCAUGUGUUUGAAAUUGAAGGUAAUGUUUCUGUUACUUCUUCUGAUGGGUCUGGAAACUCCAGCGUGAGGGAUCGAAUUAAACUUCCGAAACUUGAGCUGAAAAAGUUUAACGGUGAUCCUUUGCAAUGGAAGUCCUUUGACGAAUCUUUUGAGUGUGCGAUACAUAAGAAUGAAUCUCUUUCUUCUGUCGAAAAAUUGAGGUAUUUGACAAAUCUUUUGUCGGGCUCGGCAGAACAAACAAUCAGCGGUUUAUCGUUAUGUAACGAAAACUAUGAAAUUGCGCGAGAUCUUUUAAAAGAACGAUUUGGUGAUCCACAAAUCACUGUGUCAGCUCAUAUGAACAAACUUUUGACUCUUGAAAAUGUAAAAAGUUCGAGAGAUAUUAAAUCUAUGCGAAAACUUUACGACCUAAUCGAAUCUCAAGUGAGAAGUUUGAAAGCCCUGGGUUUUAAAGCAGAAAACUAUGGACCUAUGCUUAUUCCUGUUGUUUUGUCAAAAUUACCGAAUGAUAUCAAAUUAAUGAUAAGUAGAAAAUUUGAUGAAGAUAUUUGGGACGCUGAAGCUGUGUUAAAAUUUUUAAGAAAAGAAAUUAUGGCACGUGAAAAACUUUCGAAUAUAAAAUUAGAAGAAGAUGAGCAGCGGGAGUUCCCCAGCAGUGGAAGUUCUUUGAAUGCACAAGCUGCGCGAACUGGUACCCGAAAGUUAUUCUGUUCCUUUUGUUCUGGUGAGCAUAAAUCACAUGAAUGCAGAACUGUAACAAAAUUAGAAACCAGGAAAGAAAUUGUUUUGAAAAAUGGACGCUGUUUUUUAUGUUUAAGAAAAGGACACAUGAGUCGUGAAUGCAAAGCAAGUUUUCGUUGUUUUCACUGCAAAGGAAAACAUCACGUAGCCUUAUGCGAAAAGAAACAUAAUCCAAAUCCUCCUCCUAGUCGUAGUCCUAAGAAAAAUGAAACCGAAAAUAAAGAUGCAGAAAGUGAAAAUUCUUCCUCGAACGUUACACCUGCUAAUAUAAACAUAGCUUCUGAUCGAAAUAAUGUUUUGCUGCAAACUGCUAUGGCUACAGUUACAUCAUGCGAUGGAAAUUUUUCUGCGAAAUUACGCAUUUUAUUUGACAGCGGUUUGCAAUUGUCGUACAUCACACCGCAAGCGAGAAAAAGGUUGAAUUUAAAAACUGUUUCAAAAAAAGAACUGAGUAUUAAAGUCUUUGGAGGUGAACACUCUACGAAAAAACUUGAUCUUGUCAAAUUUGAAAUUAAAAGCACAAUAUCGAAUGAGAGCAUUAAUGUUUCUACCUUUGUGAACGAUAUUUGCAAACCUGUUUCCGGACAAACUAUCAAUUUUGCUGUUGAAAAUUAUGAACAUUUGCAAGGCUUACAAUUAGCUGAUCAGAAUUUUAGCGACGAUCUACACGUCGACAUAUUAAUUGGAGCCGAUUAUUACUGGAAUUUUUUCACGAAAACUGUUUUACGAAGUUCUAGCGGAGGUCCUGUUGCCAUGGGAUCAAAACUUGGAUUUAUCUUAAGUGGUCCAGUUUCUACUGUCUCUACCACUCCUGUUACAGCAAAUAUGGCUUGUACUCAUUCGUUAUUAAUUAUGAAAGAAACUCAAUCAGAUUAUGAGAUUCUGAAUGAAAACGUGAAUAAAUUUUUCAACUUGGAAAGUUUAGGGAUUUCCUCCGAAGAACCUAGUAUUUACGACAAAUUCACGGAUGAAAUAAAAUUUAAAGAUCAUCAUUACGAAGUGAGGCUACCAGUGAAAGGUGAUAAAAUGUUCAUUGAGGAUAACUAUUCACUAGCUAAAGACCGCCUCCGAUCACAGUUUAAUAAAUUAAAAAACAAUACCGAAUUAUUGAAAACAUACGACGAUAUAUUUAAAGAACAAUUGGACAGCGGUAUCAUUGAAAAGACGACAGAAAGCCCUGGUGUUGGGGAAACCCAUUAUCUCCCCCACAGAGCUGUUAUUAAACCUAACAGAAAUACAACGAAAGUACGUAUAGUCUUCGAUGCUAGCGCAAAGCAUAAAGAUAGUCGAUCGCUAAAUGAAUGUUUAUAUACCGGUCCAUCACUGAACACUUCAUUGUUUGGAGUGUUGUUACGAUUUAGAGCGUAUAAUAUCGCAAUAACUGGUGACAUUGAAAAAGCCUUCCAUCAAAUAUCGGUAUCACCUGAAGAUCGUAAUUUACUCCGAUUUAUCUGGUACGACGAUGUGAAUAAUUUUGAUGAUCAAAAGUUUGAAAAUAACGCGCUAGCUGAUUAUAGAUUCUGCCGAGUAGUCUUUGGAGCCACUUGUUCUCCAUUUCUUCUGUCUGCAACUUUGAUUUUUCAUUUACACGGUUAUGUUGAAUGUGAUCCGCAAUUUGUGCAGAAGUUACUUGAAUCUCUGCAUGUUGAUGAUUUGACUGCGGGUGGCGUUAAUGAUUCUGAUGCUUUGUGUUUUUACACGAAGUGUCAGGAGAGGCUCAGUGAAGGAGGGUUUAAUUUGAGAAAGUUUAACUCUAACUCCAAAAUGCUUGAGAACAUCGUCAAUAGUACUCAGGAUGAAACUGAAAUCAAAUUUCAACCCACUAUUAAAGUUUUGGGACUUGAAUGGAACAAACUCUCUGACGAAAUUAAUUUCAAUUUUUCUGACAUGCUGAAGAACAUAAAAUUGCCUACUACGAAGCGAAAUAUCAUGCAUUUUUUAGCUAGUAUCUAUGAUCCACUAGGGAUAAUUAACCCUAUUGUUGUGACAAUUAAAGUAUUGUUCCAAGAUUUGUGUGUUGCAAAAUUUGACUGGGAUCAACCUUUAGAAGGCACUUUGGUGCUAGCUAGAUUAAUGGACGUUUUAAAAAAGGAAUUAUUGAAUGUGUAUAAUAUUGACAAUAUUUUCUAUUGGACUGAUUCAACUAUUGCAUAUUCAUGGAUUAAAAACGAUAACAAAGAUUAUAAAACCUUUGUUCAAAACCGCUUAGAGGAAAUUAGAAAACUGACUGCAUCUGGCAAAUGGUGUUUAGUACCAUCGAAAGACAACCCUGCAGAUAUAGUAUCUAGGGGUUGCUCCCCCUCUGAAUUAAAUUCUUUGUGGUUCAGUGGACCCACGUUUGUAACUUUACUUGAAACCCACUGGCCACACCUUAAACCUGGUGAUAAGUUUAUUAGUGAUGACAUGACAAAAGAAGAAGUUAGAAAAGAAGAAAAAGUUCAAACAUUAAAUAAUGAACUAAAAAAUAUUACUGUGUCUGAAAAUCUAUCUAUUAUUUCUACUGAUACUGUGUCUGAGAAUGUUUGUGAUAAUGUUAUGUCUUCUACUACUCCUGUGUCUGAUGAAGUGUAUGAUACUGUAUGUGAUGUUUCUACUGCCAAUGAAAAUGUCUCGGAUAGUGUAAACAAGAAUUUCCCAAUUAUACCGGGUAUUCGUAACAUAAUUGAUAUAAAAAAAUACAGUAGUUUUGAUAAAUUAGUACACGUCACAGCUUAUGUGAUGAGAUUUAUAAGUAAUGUAAAAAAGAAGAAAGAAGAUAGAAAAAAUUUUAAUUAUAAGAGGCUAUCAGCCGAAGAAAUUGGUCAUGCAAGAUUGGUAAUCAUCAAAGAUGCUCAAGAAGAUGUAAAAAGACACAAGAAAUUUAAACAUUGGGAAAAGAACCUGGAUUUAUUUGAAGACACAGAUUUUUUGCUGAGGUGCAGGGGUCGGUUAGGAAAUGCUCCUGUACCAUAUAACUCCAGGUAUCCUAUUCUGUUAGUACCAGACUCUUAUCUAACAAAAUUAAUCAUUCGACAUGUGCAUGAAUCUGUGAAGCAUUAUGGCACAAAAAUAACCUCACAGAACUUAGAAGAGAAUUUUGGAUUCCAUCUGUGCCGAAGGUACGAGAACAAACCAUAUCCGUACCCAGAUCCUCCAUCAUUACCGAAGAGUAGAUUACAAGAUAACAUGUCAUUUGAAGUAGUUGGCAUCGACUAUGCUGGUCCUUUAUUUGUAAAAAAUGUUUUUAACGAAGAACCAGAUAUGUAUAAAGCUUGGAUAGUUCUUAUAACGUGUGCGAGUACUAGAGCUAUUCAUUUAGACUUAGCUUCGAAUUCUUCUGGACCUGAAUGUAUAGAAGUUCUGAAACGAUUUAUUGCUCGAAAAGGAGCACCGAACUUCAUUUUAUCUGACAAUGGUAAAUGUUUUAUUAGCGAAGACGUACAAAACUUUGCUGCUAGUAAAAAUAUUAAUUGGAAAUUUAAUAUUGAGUCUGCCCCUUGGCAAGGCGGAUUUUUCGAACGUUUGGUCAAAUCAGUCAAAAGACCACUGAAGAAAGUUCUGGGCAAUAGUCGCCUGAAGUAUAACGAACUUUUAACGAUACUAACUGAAAUUGAAUUUAUACUAAAUAACAGACCAUUAACGUACAUAUAUGAAGAACUUAAUGAAGAACCAUUAACACCUAAUCAUCUUAUGUAUGGAAGAAAAUUAAACACGAAAGCAGAUGAGAACAACUUAAUACCUGAAGAUCUCUCGGCUGAUAUGAGUGUCAAACGGAAAGAAAACGUAAACCGAUUACUGACACACUUUUGGAAUAGAUGGCGUGACGAAUACGUCACAGAAUUACGAGAAUUCCACAAAUUGAAGAAUAGUCGUUUCAAUAAAUGUUUAAUUCCAAACGUUGACGACGUAGUUGUUGUUGCUGAUGAUAGAAUGCCACGAUCACAAUGGCGAAUUGGUCGAAUAAAAGAAACGUUGAAGGGAAAAGAUGGAAAAAUACGUGCAGCGAUAGUACAAUGCAAAACUGAUCAAGACAGACGAUCAAAUUUACGGCGACCGAUCAAUAAAUUGAUACCGUUUGAACAGUGUAUUAUUCCAAACGAUGAAUCAACAGAACCAGCAAUACAAUUUAUUGAUGAACAAUCAGUUACACAAAACGAUCAGUUAGCUGAAUCAAAGAUAACAUUUGUUGAUGAAAAGGAUCUUGAGAUUGUAAACAUUUGA
This is a messenger RNA of Hydractinia symbiolongicarpus, 5154 nucleotides long. RefSeq lists its product as uncharacterized. Lineage: Eukaryota; Metazoa; Cnidaria; Hydrozoa; Anthoathecata; Hydractiniidae. Gene Ontology annotation, molecular function: zinc ion binding; nucleic acid binding. The transcript has 4 exons. Bases 1 to 5154 code for a protein of 1717 amino acids. The record is from RefSeq and is a predicted model, not a curated record. Gene Ontology annotation, biological process: DNA integration.